AUGCCUCUUGACGAAGAAGGGGCCAAAUGGUCUUGUGAACCAUGUAUUCGGGGCCACAGAUCGUCCAAAUGUCAACACUUCGACCGGCUCAUGAUGAAAGUGCCUAAGGCUGGGCGCCCUUUGGCGAAAUGCCCCCACCCGAAAGGAACUUGUAGUUGUCAGAAAACUUAUGCAUUCAUGGUCCGCAUUCCAAAAGGUUCAACAUGUCUAUGCCGACCUUUAUACACAGUCCCCACAAGUCCUAGUGAUUCAGAUCAACCUCCGCAAGCCUCCCUACCUGGAGUCCAGUCGCCCGCCCCAGGAAAAAUCCAGAAAGUUGGAAGACGACAAAGCCAUAUUCAUGCUGCACCGGAAAAUAUCGCCAAGGCCCUAGAAUCUAUGUCUGACAAUGUGAAGCUUGAAGAUGGAACGUCCCAAUAUUUGGCUGAGCUUCCUGCGCAUCAAACCGCUCGCAAUGGAAACCAUACUCCAAGCGGAAACGACUUGUAUGCAGCUACACCUGUUCAUGGAUAUAUUGAAAAUCCACAGCCAGCCAAGACGUCAAGCUGCUGCUCUUCCAAACCUGCACCCCCACCCCCACCCCCACCUGCAGCUGAAAGUGGUGGUGGGUCUUGCUGUAGUGGAAAGCCAACUUCGCGCGGGGCACCUAGCCAUUUGGAAACACAACCGUCACCUGCAAAGGACUCUGCUACGUGGAACAAUAUGUCGUAUAUGAACAUCCCAUCAUCGCAGUCUUCGUGGCAGAACUCGAUGCACUCUACGCAAAACCCGUACAUGCAAUCGUUUGGAAUGCAGGGAUCCCAGCUUCCACAGUUUUACGCGGAUAACUAUACACCAAAUCAACCUGGAGCCCAAUAUUCAAAUUUGAUGAAUGGGCUUGGGAUUGCUCAGAAUUCCAUGGGUACAUUUCCCAAUUCUGCUCAAAAUGGGUAUGCCUCCGUGCCGACUUCAACACCUGCCGGCGAGCCUUGCUACGACUGCAAAUGCGGAGACGAGUGCCAGUGUCUAGGCUGUGCAGCUCACCCCUUCAAUAACACAACUCGUCAACACGUACAAGAAAUGAGUGUUAUGAUGACAUUUGAUGACGACGAACACACUCCGGAAGCCAUUGGGAAUUCCUUCCAGACGCCUUCUUUCCCCACAACUACUGCCCCAACUCCCAUGAACUUUUACAUGCACCAAGCACCACCCCCUGUGGACCGCGGCAUCACUCACAAUUCGUUCGAUCCAUACUCAAAUCCAAGCUCAGGGAUGCCAAGCGGCUACUCUUCUCCCAUACAAGGAGGCCAUCAUCUGAACCAACAAUUGAUGCAUCCUUCCGAGUACUACACUAUAGAGUAUCCCGUUGGACUACCCUCAGCAUGCUCUGAUGUCACAGGAAGCUGCCAGUGUGGCAACGACUGUAGUUGUGUUGGAUGUCUUACCCACAGCGGUCACAAUGGCGUCCCUCUGGAGGAAGAUAUACCUGAAGCACACGUCACACAUGUUCCAGAGCACCAUAUUCCGUCACAUGGACCUGUCCCUUCAAGUUCGGCGGAGUCUCACAAUCAUCGUAUUCCUACGUUGGAAAACAUUUCAGUACCGUGUUUGAGUCCGCGAACAUUUGAGACAUCUAUGAUCUGA
Molecule: messenger RNA, 1623 nt
Organism: Penicillium angulare
Lineage: Eukaryota; Fungi; Ascomycota; Eurotiomycetes; Eurotiales; Aspergillaceae
Product: copper fist DNA-binding domain-containing protein
Exons: 3
Coding region: 1-1623 (540 amino acids)
Biological process (GO): intracellular iron ion homeostasis; intracellular copper ion homeostasis; positive regulation of transcription by RNA polymerase II
Cellular component (GO): nucleus
Molecular function (GO): DNA-binding transcription factor activity, RNA polymerase II-specific; copper ion binding; RNA polymerase II cis-regulatory region sequence-specific DNA binding
Source: RefSeq, a predicted model, not a curated record